Messenger RNA from Arabis nemorensis, 468 nucleotides. The record is from the annotation of a GenBank genome assembly. Lineage: Eukaryota; Viridiplantae; Streptophyta; Magnoliopsida; Brassicales; Brassicaceae.
AUGAUCAACAAUCACAACGCCCUCGUCUCUCUCAACCAGAUUCUUCAUAUCUCUGUCGCUCCUCUCCACCGUGUCAGAUCUGCCUCCGCUUUUACUUACGUCCUCUAUAGCCGAUACGGAUCUAAGGAAGAUCUGAACUCCUACGCUGCACAUCCAUAUCACGUUCCCGUUGUUAAGGAAUCGGUGUUACUGAUCUGCGAAGACGUCAUGGCUGUUGACUGGAUCGCUGAUAAAAUCCCCGGAACCCUAGCUCCUCCUCCUGGUUCCGUUGCUAAAAUCACUUUCCUUAAGGUGAAAGAGAAUGUUUCCGAUGAGGCUAAAUCGGAGAUUGUUGAUGUGAUUAAGGGGCUUCGUGAGAAAUUUCCAGGGAUUGGUCAGAUUACUUGUUCGGAAAACUCUGGUCGGAGUUCCUCUCUCCCUCCGGGUUUCAGGUUUUCCAUCUGCAAAAUCGAUUUUGGAAUUUUCUGA